Messenger RNA from Trypanosoma rangeli, 9675 nucleotides. RefSeq lists its product as uncharacterized. The record is from RefSeq and is a predicted model, not a curated record. The transcript has a single exon. NCBI's taxonomy places the organism in Eukaryota, Euglenozoa, Kinetoplastea, Trypanosomatida, Trypanosomatidae. Bases 1 to 9675 code for a protein of 3224 amino acids.
AUGAACCACGCCGAGCAUCUCGGAAUAGCCUUUGCAAACAUCGUGUACGCCUUCUUGAUCACCAUCGACACCGACGACUAUGGUGCAUUCAUCUCUCGAAUGUUUGAGCGAGAAUCCCGAGAAAAGCGGGCGUUGGUUGCAUUCCUCGUCAAAAAGAGGGCUGCUCAUUUUCCGUUCAUGACAGAUGACGUGGGCAAUACAGAAGACGUGGAGAAGGAGCGGAGCCGCUGCGCUGAUGACGGGAUUCAAGACAGUUGGUGGCAGAACGUCGAGUCUUUGAAUGAGAUUCCAGAUGCACCCGUGGAGAGGUUUUUAGAGCGAAAUAUGGCGAUUAACGAUGCUGUGGUGCAGCUUACCAUGGUUCGAAAUGCCUUCUUGGAAUGUAUUUUAGAACUCUCAGAGAACGCUUCUUUCAGUGUGUCCCCCACUCUACACCGAUCACUGCAACAGAUUCCAAAUGACUUUUUUAACGCUGCGAUGAGUGGUGUACAAAGGACCAUCAUGGAAGUUGUCUCAUCUCUCUGUGGUGAACUGAAGCAGAAAAACCUGCCAAACUGUUUUUCACAGUCGAUGGGGACAUCUGGUUGCGGCUCAAGGAGUGAGCUUAUUGGUCAAGGGGGCUGUAAUAGUAACGCCCAAAUGCUGGGUAUUGCAGUGGAAACUAUUUGGGCGUAUAGUGUGGCCUUUAUGUUGGCUGCGGAGGACUUUGUUCGUAUACGAUGUGGGGGUUUUGUACACUGCAGUCGAUUCCUCUUGCGUGACCUUUACAUGCCGUCUGAAGGCGAGAUAACAUCCAGCUUUCGUCCCUCUCUUUGUAAUCUACCACCAGUCUUUUUUCUCUCCUUGAAACUUGCUGAGAAGUUGGGGAACCACUUUUACGGUAUUCUUUCAUCGGGGAGCGUUGUGGCGCGUCCGUCAGACAUGCACCUUCUAUUGCUGAGCCGCUUAUGCUACGGAUUUCUCACCCAGCUGGAUGAAGCCUCGAAGGAUGAUGUUUGGAGGGGAUUGGUAAAUACAUGCUUAUCUGUCGUGCAAAAGGCACGACCUUCCGCCCACGACCGGGAAGAUGUGGAUUGGGGCACUCUCAUUCAGGAGACCGAUCCAUCGCACAGCACCGCAGACCAUGAACGUCUGGUGCAAGAACUGAUGUUUGUUUGGAGGCGACAACAGGGAUGGCGGGGAAGUUCAACGAAUGGAGCACCACAGGACGAAGAUGAUACGUGGGCAACUAGCCUGCCCAUUAUUUUUUUGAAGCCUUAUUCCUUUUUUUCUUUGUGCUUCAAUAAGACGGUCUCCGCGGUUUCGGAGAGUUGUGGGUUGAAGUUGGGCAGCGGCAAUAAAAAUGAGAGGGUAAUAGGUGAUCAUUUUGGUGGCUUGUUUCGUGACGCGAUGCAGUUGUGCCAUAUUUUCACUUAUAGUGCCGGGACGCCUGGUUUACUCAGCGCCCUUCUCGACCUUGUCCGGGGGAUGAUGUCGCUCUCAAGGCGCGAGGGGCGGUUAAAAGAUGUAGUGACACUCAUUCUCUCCGGAUGUCUACUUUCGAAAUCAGCUCCGCACGGCACCUCUCACGCGAACGCGUGGGCGAAGACACAAAAAGUUGUGGAUAGUUUACUGGAUGAGGUUGACAACUGGCGCAAGGCGAGACAUGCGAUCUGCUACUCCCUUUCAAUGGCAGCGCUCCUUGGCAGGUGCUCUCUAAAAGAGUUGGAGUUGAGGCUACCAACGUUCUUGGCCACAAUGGAGUCCUGGUUUGCGUCGGCCAACAAUAUGGAGAGGACGGCUAUUCUUCACGCCACCUUGCACGUUGGAGGGCUUCUGUGUGACGUCUGUGCCAUUCAUGAUCCUCUCUCUCCGCACAAGUGGAACAACUCUAUCUUAAGCUUCUUUCACUCCGUGGAAAAGAUGCUGCUAAAUGUGAUUGGCUUCAAGAUCUGGAAGAACACACCGUACACUUCAUCCUGCAUUGAAAUUGCCUCAGACCUCUUGUUAUUUGCACUACAACAGGAGUCUUUUCAAUCAUCCGCACUUCAUUGGCUUCUGAGGCUUUUGGAGACCAAGGCAAAGACAAGGAUGCUUUCAAAGAGUUCUAACGGCACUGUCAUUACUCGCGGUCGAUUGAUCGCCAUACGUACCAUUUGGGCUCUCGUUGAGCUAUACUACUGUGGAACCUUCUCCAUUGUGGGUCACGAAGGAGUUAGCGCAAAGGAUGUAUUAUUGGCCUGUAUCACUACUUGUGAAAACAGGAAGCGGCUUGGUGCUAUGUAUAACGCUUUACUGGAACAAAAGACUUCUAUAAAGGAGAGAAUCAUUGGGUGUAUUGCGUUUCAAGGGACCUGUUACAGGCCUGCAGUGGUUACUGUUGAGACGCUUGCGAUAUUCUGGCGUGGGAGGAGUCUGAAAAAUGUGAUUCAAUGCUUGAAGACGCAUGAAGAGGUUCGACGGGGAAUCAAUGAGCUUCGUGAGGCUGCUUUUAGUUAUGCCCGACAAAUUUGUGCCAAUGAUCGUGCUGAGGAUGUCGCGGAAUACGUCCAUCAGUUGGUUCCUAUUUUUCUAAUGGCGCGUCUUUGGGAUCCACCGCAGGUGGUGCUGGAGCACAGCCUUGUGCUCCCAACGCUGCUCGUGGGGCCAGUGACGCCGCUAUAUGAGGUGGUGUCAAACGUUGUAUUUCCGUUUUACUUUCUUAAACAGGAUGAAAAAAGUAUGUGGAGAUCUGCGCUUGCGCUUCACCGACUGGUCGAAUGCAUUAUUGUGGAGUUGGGAAAAGACGAGGGUGACCAUGUGGCACACCUAACCGAGUACGUUCGGCUGCACUUAACCAAUCUACGGGAUAGGAUGGAAUCCCUUGUGAAUGAGGAACUAUAUGCACAGGAAAUCGAGGAAUAUGGGGUAACAAGUUGCAACUCCAUGAAGAGGGUAUCUUUUGAUAAGGAGGCGCACCAGAAGACACUUGUGUUUUGUCGCGACAAGUGGAAUUGGUUAUUGGAUGCUUUGGACGUGAGUCCGCUGAGUCCUAGCGAGUUGAACUCAUCGCUCGAUCCACAGGAAUGGUGUGCUGUGCCUGCUGUACGCAACACAGUCCUUGUUGACGUGCUGGAGGGACUGGCCGUGGUGCUGUUGGGGCACACGAAACUGAAUGUGCGUCGAAGUGCGUUAUAUCUGCUGGAGUUGGUUUCCUCACUUUUGAGGUUGCACCGCAUUCAUUGUGGGGCAACCGCCCGAAUAAAAGAUGACCCCUUCCCUGACGGCGCAUAUUGUAAGCCACAUGAAUCGCUGUCAUCCACAGGAAACGUGGGUACACUUCCGUUAAGCCCCGAGGGGUCGAAUUCUCGCAGCGUUGCUGUGGCAGACAUUUUUGUGGAACUCGGUGAGCAGUUUGAGGAGAUGUAUGCCUUUAAUAAGGAACGCUACGUCCCGCUUGUGUAUAUCCUCAAUGGCAGAGUACCCACCGUGACAGACUCCAUGUAUGAGAGGUUUGCCGAAGAGGCACGGCAAGGGUUUCCCGUGGAUGGGUCUUCUAUCAAUAGUAAUUCCCAACACAAACCUUUUUCGGCACGUCCAGCGGCAAUUGCAACUAAACACACGCUCAUUUCCACCUCAUUUGGUGGCCAUUGCCUUGCAGAGGAUGGAACCACACCACACUUUGUCUUUGUUUCUACCACUGCACUGGCACUUCUCAUGUAUGGCUACUCCCCAGGGUCUGCGUUGGUGCGUGUAGUGUGCGCCAUUGCAGGGGAGGUGGUUGAGAGGGGAGCCCAACGGCAGUUAGAGCGCAAUUCAUUUGACUGGGAAUCCUGCUAUGUAUACAAUUACCUUUUUCUCUGCGUUGAUAAUCUGAAGUCCUCCCCGGAUGCGAAUCGGUUAACACGUGGAGGUGAGCGGAAUCGGCCGGGACAUCAGCAAGGCGGAAACUCCACAUUUGUGGGUGGGGCCGACGAGUUAAAGGAUAUAAACUUUCAUAUUUUGAAUCGUCAUGGAGCGUACCAUCACCUGAUGAAAGCCAUUACGGUGCCUCUGAUUUUGAAUGAAAUUUAUACAGAUAACGUUUCACCAUGCUUUUUGGAUAUGAUGCAGUAUUUGCUUCUUGGGCCAAUGGAAUAUGUUGCGACGGGAAGCAGCUCCCUUGUUACUUAUUGUGGGAUCAUGGACAGUGAUCACCCCAUUUUAACAGCGCUGCUGAAUACGUUAGCAGUAGGAGGCAACAAAACACGUCGAGGCAAGCAAACAAUUUUAUAUGCUUGCUAUGUUGUUUUACUUCCGAUGAUUCUUGUCAUUAGCCGUCGUUACUUUGUGAAUCCUCCCUUUGUUCCAGGGUGGAAACAACACAUGGUUGCUACGCAACGUGCCCGGAUGGAGGCCAUUCUUCAGAGUGUUAUUGAUGACCUGCUGUUGGGUGAGUUGCAUAACAAAGACUACGCGGCAGAAAACGAGGAGUCGCGCAGCUUUUCCGCCGAAGCUCUGAGUCGCAUAGUGCAUGAGGGAAAUGGUGUAUCCUUGCGAUCAUGCCUGUCGCUCCCCUUGCUUUCUUUUGUUAUUGCGCAGAGUGACGGCAGGUCCGUGGUGGCACAAAAUACAUCAGAUGACGUCGCAUUGACUGUCUUUCUUCGCGGUGUUCUGUGCGAUGUGAUUGCGCUCGUAUACUCCAAGGAUGCCAAAUUCCUGGAACCGAAGUUUAAAAGUAAUUUUUUGACGAAAGUCCUGUACUUUCUAACGUACCAGGUGCAUUGGUUCAUUCAGGGGAACGCGCGCCAUUCAGGGAGGAGUUUUAGGCAAAAAUUACAAAUGAACAUGAAUGCAGUUAUGGAGAAGAGUAUUCUCGCACUACAGACUGUAGUGUCUUCACUUGACUUGCCUACACUUCAACGGGGCCAGUUUGAGCAUGCAUUUCGUAUUAUUAACGCAUUUGGUAAAACGUUUUUUCGAUGGUUACAAGAUUCCUUACCAACCGACUACGAAAACCUUGAGACACAUGCACCGAACGUAUUUGGGCUUGCGGUCACAUUACUGGUGGUAGACUCUCCGUUACGGGAGUCAGUGAUUUUGCUACUUCGUCAGCUUCCUUUAGGCAGCCCUGUGCAUCGCAUCUUUUUCUCAAUAAUUGUGACAGCGUGUUCGACAAGGUGGGAUGGGCGAAAAGGGCCUCUGCUGUCGCAGAAAUAUCAUCAGAAGGCGUACCCAUCCCUUGCGCGAUCUGUGACAGGUAAUGAGAUGUCUUUUACCAGUACGAAAACCAGCUGGAGGAAUGACGUGUUUGAUGAGGAGUUGAAAACUAUAGGGAGUAUUAUCUACUACGCCUUGGUCUAUCUUUACAAAGAAGAAAGGUUUGGCUACUUUUUUGACCCUGUUGUGCGGUCCAAGGCGUACGGCCUGCUUGUGUUGCUUUGUGGGGAAGCUCCUAUUGAGCCAAUGGCGGACCCGCUGGAUGACUGGCUGUGCUUGCUGCUGAAAAUAUAUCGGAAAGGCACUGUCGAGGAGGAGGGGGAUAAUGAACUUGUACAACACUUUUUCUUAAUGGCCAGCGAAGAUAUUCUUUCCAUGGGGUGCAUUUCAUCCAGUCCUGUAGAACGGCGGCGCAUAGCCUUAAGUUUGCUUUCGUUUUGCUUGCGCCGAGUGAAACCAACGGAAUCUAAGUUACACACAGUGCUUAGUGUCACACAUACGUGCCGGAACACAAGCUCUGAGCUUUCCAUCGCUACGCUGUGGGGCGGAUGGAUUGUCUACGAGGGACGGGAAAGGGAACGCUUCGUCUCUAUCUUGGUGGCAUCCCCAAUGGACUUGGUAGACAAGCGUCUAGUGACGCAUUACAUUGACAUCUACAUAAAUCAUGAAAUGACACUCCGGGGCAAAGGGAACGAUGGUAAGCUUGACGGGCGUUCACGUGGGGCGUACUACAGCUUUCUUCUUUUCUCGCUCUAUCAAAUGAGGCUGCUGCGCGACGUUGUGGCCCACAGUGAAGAGAGUAGGAGGGCAUGUGUGGAGACGCCAGAGACAUCGCAUUCAACCUAUAUGCUGCAGAGUGAUGUGUAUUGGCAUAGUUUCCUGGCGUGUCAUUCAGCUGUCCCCAGCUCCCUGGAUUCGCCGUUAAAAAACAAAAAGGAGGUGAAUGUAAAUUCCAAGGGAAAAUUUUUGUGGAUUAAAAAUGAAAACAUCUGGCACCACUCUAUGCAGCUAACAAACGAGAAUAUCAAGGCAAACCUUUCUUGCUCUUCUAUGCGGGAGCGUCCCAUGGAAAUUGGUGGGAAGAAUGACACAAAAGAACUUCUAGAAGACAUUGCAACGGUGCAGGAGGUGGGCUUUGUCAAACCUCUUUUGAGCGUUCUUUUUUUUGCAUCGUGGGCCAUGGAGAGACUACGGCAACGUGACUGGCGCUUGUGGAAGGAGUUAAACAGAGAUCUUUCUUGCAUUACCAGUUUUACAGUGAAUGAGUUGACAACUGAUUUGAGGGCGGCCGAAAUUGCGCAAAUGUUUUCCUCCGCCUCAGACGACCAAUGCGAGUCGGAGGGCGAAUUGGAGGAUUCUGCUGAAUGUGUGGGUUCCGUAUCUGAGCAUAAUAUUGAUCACCGUGCAUCUUUGACGUGGGAUGAGUGUAAACUGCCGAACACAGUGGAUACGCAGGAUGGAGAUAAAAAUGAUGACGAACAGGAGGAAGAGGGAGAUGCGGAUGCGGAGGUGGAUGCAGAGCAUCAUUCCGGGGAGAGCAGCGUUGGUACGGUUGUGGUAAACGCUAAUGUACCAAAAACAAGCGUUACAGAAGCAAUGGUGUUCAACAUCAAACAAGCGGACAAGUUGAGGAAGGAAACGAGAUUGAAGCGUUCACGCCGAAUGAAUGAUCCGUCUCUUCUUCUUCAGAGGGACCUUGUUGUGUUGUUUUUGCAUUUUGCCUGCAUGCUCCUUGUGCACAUGGGUUUUGGGGAGAUGUGCUGUGGAGAGAAGUCUGAGGAACUCUCCUCACGCUUUUAUGUCGUGGAAAGGGCAUUUGAGGCACUUGGCAUUCUUUUGAAAGAUACCGCUACGCAAGGAACCUGGCGGUCGUCGUCGACUCUCAAACACUGGCUGAAGCUGACAUUUGCCCGAGUGCGGCGUCGUUUGGCAAUGAAGAGGGGUCUGAAAAACUGGGAUGAUGGUGUAAUUUCACUGACCUUUGAAUCUUGUUUGUUUUUUGAGGGGACCGUCUUCGAUGCGGGUAACUCGGGUACCCCGUCAUCGUCUGUGGAGCUGGUGCUAAAAGAGCUGUUUUUAAACAUCGCGGGACAGGGUCGCAAUAUACGUGGUCGUCACUUUCUUCUACGGUGCCUCCAUGAGUUUUCGACGUGGCUGGAGCCAAACACUUAUCAGGAUAGCGAUGCCAAAGCCUGGCGGAAUUCACUCCAUCCUUACAUCUUACUCAUUUCCUUGAAGGUGGCGCGAGCGAUAUCGUUUUGUCUUUCCUACACAACAGGGGUGUUGGUGGUGGGGCGUGAUUGCCAGCACAAAUGGAUGGAAAAGACGGCUAUGCAGUUGGCAGGCGUAAGUGCAUUUCGACGGUUUAUUAUGGCGCUUUCUCAGCAGAUGAAUGUGCUACAAAAAGAGUCUUCUUCCGCGAUAAGGCCAUUUGCGCGGGCUCAAUGUUACAAUUUUUGUGCCUCGGUUCUGAGGUCCAUGGCCUGUCUGCUGAGUGACAUAAUUAUUCAUGAAAUGUACUACUGCACAGGGGCACAUGCGGAGCAAGUGGAGGAAGAGAAACAGGAUGCGCUUUUACUCUCCACCCCCUUUGGGGAUAACAGCUCAUUCCCAGCACAUUAUCUCUUGACAAGUUUCUGGACGGGGUUUGCAUUUCUGCUUGACCCCAACUUGUGGCAGGCGGCGUGUGACGUGUUGACUGUCUUUCAUCGUUAUGGCUGUGCUCAGUUUCUUGGCAGCAUUUCUCCUCCACCCUUGCAGUUGCCGUAUCCGUUAGGCAUGAACGUAACGCCUGACUGUGCAGCCGUGCAACUAGUGCUACUGCGUCAAGGCAAGGAAAACAUGGUGGAUCAGAAUAAAGGGGGAAAUCCAACGUUGUCGGAGCAGGAGGAUCAUGGCGUGGAACACACCGUGGAUGUGGUGCUGAACUACCUCAAUGAGUAUGCAAGCGAGAAGGAAGAGCCUGCUGUGCUUCUGGCGUUUACGGAAUUGUUGCUAUUGUGUGAUUGGACGUCGCUCGAUUAUGGAACACGUGCCCCAAGAUUCACAGCAUUCGCAAGAAGGGGGGAUGUUUCUAUGGAUUCUCAGCGUCAACUCCCUCAGAAGCUCUCCACUCAACGAGACAUGGGCCCACUUCAAUCCUCCGCGUAUCGUCCUUUUACGCGUUACGUAUGCUACUUUGCUGAGUCGUGGAAACGAGGCUUGCUGUUGCUCCCAGCGGGUUGUGAGAGAACUGCAGAGGGGUUGGCGUCACGCAUGUCGUUUGUGCUUGGGGAUUUUUUCCAUAUGGCGGUGAAGGUAUUUGGCGUUUCCUCUGUCGAAGUCCUGCUGCAUCGGGUGAUUGCAGGGAAUUGUUGGAAACGAGAGUCUAUAGAAGUAACAACUUCGUGUUCAGGGAACCGCUACACGGGUUUUUGCUCGCUGCCAAGCUGCGCCGAUCCCUCCCGAAGAAGUCACAUAUUGAAUGAUGUACACGCGAGUUCUUUUCAGAGCCAGUUUGAAUCGCUUGUCGUCUCACCGCUUAUGUUUUUGUUUCAGUCAUCGGAGACGCCGCUGCCGCUGUGGAGCAAGAUUCUUGCCCUGGUGGCGGCGCUGCUGCGGUAUCAUGAGCAAAAUCAUGGAUUUGUGACUGAUCAGCUACUGAAGUUCCUGCCAGACAUUGAGCGGGGGCUGGGCGUCGGGACGGCCUCGAACGCCCUCACAGAUGAGACACCGCUUUACGACAGGCUCGUUGUGCUCGUCCUCGCGGAUGAGGUGUCGUCAAAGGUGAAGCGACUACGCAUGGCGGCAUGGACUAAGACGCCCUCCACCUCGCCAUUUGACACCGGAAAUGCCGUAUCGCAGCUGGCCUUGUUGCUAGAUAAUCAGCCAUUUGUGACAGCCCUAAUGGAUAAACUCACCCAUGACCCCUUUUCUGCCUACUCCGAAGCAAACGUUGGAACGUCGGUGCGAAUGGAACUCACGGGGGAUAUCUCCAAGCUUAACACCUCAUCGCCUAUGGAAGAGUGGGAGCUGAGGCCUUUUCAAGCGGCGUCGAGGAAAUUGCCCGAGGAGACUACUUUUGGCGACGAAAAGGGGAUGCACCCACUGGAGGUGCCUAGGACAAUCCCAGACCACACAAAUGAGGACGAUGCAUCCAGCCUCAUCAUACAGGAUGCUCAGCGAUGCACGGAGACCUCCCGUUCACAUCGCUUUGGCGGCUACAUUUACGAAACCCUAACCGAAGCCAAUGGUGCGAUGCAACUGACAGGCCAGUUACCUCUCGAGUAUUACCGCCCCACGAUCAAAGAAACUCCACUAGCAUUGGGUUUACGUGCUCCAGAGCGGUCCAGCAGCGCCGACCAGACACCGCCUAGUGUGCAGCAUCGUUCCUUUGAUCAGUUUAUUUGGCCACCAGGCAUCAACACGGUGUGCGCGUCAAGUGCCAGCGUGGUAUCUGCCUUAUCUUUGAGUACUUCUACCGGAAAACGAUUUUCAGGUAGCGACGACGACAACACUUCUUCGACCGCCUCUACUUAA